CAACUUCUCUUCUUUUCCCUUUAUUCUUCUUUCUUCCUCCCUCCGUUGUCCCCCACUUCAGCAAAGCGAACGCCACCAUUUUCACAUUGACCCAUUUGCUUCUUUUGUUUCUUCGUCGUCCUCCAAAAUCAUAUAUUCCUUUGUCAAGACGAGUUUUUUCCCGUUUGGCUCCGACUGCGAUUCGAGCUCAGACCCAUGAAGUUUGGAUGUGGGUAAGACAUCAAGCUUUUCGAUAUUUGUAUUUCUCAAUUGCUUAUCCAGUGUCCGACUGGUCAGAUCAUAUCAUGUUGGAUUAUCCAUGAAACAUGAGAGAGAGUGGUGAAAAGUAUCGUCAGUAGAUGUCGACGAGCUUGGACGAAACGAGGGGAGAAAAUUAUGAGAUUUUCACGGAAAUUUAAUGUUUUUGGGUGAUGAAAUCUUGUUGGGUGCUUGAUUUCCGGGGCAUAGCAUUGUGGAUCCUCUGCUGGGGUUGAGUUUUCAGAUUUCUGUUCCUCUCUUGUUCGGUGGAUUAUCUGAAAGAAUCGUAGAACUUCUGGUUGCCAUCGAUUUAUUGGCUGGCUCCGCUCCCUCAAGGUUGUUUAUCUCUUGAGCUGUGGUUACAGUUUCCGUGUACAUACCAAGUUUAUGGCAUAUUUGGCCGAGGCAUAGUGUUGGUGGUUCUAAUUUGCCGUGUGAGAGUAUGGCAGAGAGUCGUGUUGUGAAAACAUCGUGGGUUGAGUUCCAAAUCAACCAGAAAGCUCAAUCCUUCGCAUACCCUCCUGCAUUUAGUGGAACCCCCGGAACAGUAUCAAACCUCCCUUCAACAUCAUCUCCAUCAUCAGGUGCCAAAGUUAGCCCUGUUGUUCUUUUCGUCAUAGUGAUUCUUGCCCUGUUGUUCUUUGUCUCGGGUGUCCUCCAUUUGCUAGUUAGAUUCCUUCUAAAGCAGCGGCAAUCGGCUUCACAGUCUUCUCUUGGUUCUAAUAGAAACCGAGAAACUUCCACAUCUGAUGCUCUUCAAAGACAGCUUCAACAACUAUUCCAUCUCCAUGAUUCAGGACUUGAUCAGGCUUUCAUAGAUGCCCUACCUGUUUUUCAGUACAAAGAGAUCGUGGGUGCAAAAGAGCCUUUUGAUUGCGCUGUCUGCCUCUGUGAAUUCUCCGAGAAGGACAAACUAAGACUGCUUCCGAUGUGUAGCCAUGCCUUUCACAUCAACUGUAUAGAUACAUGGCUGUUAUCAAACUCGACUUGCCCUCUCUGCAGAGGCACGCUCUAUGCUCCGGGUUUUCCAAUUGAAAAUGUGGGUUUUGAAUUUGAUGAUGCCAUGGAAGAGGAGUCACGCAAUAAGAGCGUGGAGAUGGAAGAAAUCACGAUUGAAAAGGGAGUUAUUCCUGUGAGAUUGGGGAAAUUCAGGAAGUUAAAUGAUGAUAAUCCAAAAGAAGCGGUGACUGGAGAGACAAGUAGCAGCAAUCUAGAUGCAAGGAGGUGCUUUUCAAUGGGUUCUUACGAGUAUGUUCUAGGAGAUUCAGAACUCAGGGUUCCUCUAUCCAUUGAUCACCAGACUAAACGUGAUCUGCAGAUCAAAAGCAAAGGGGAGUCAUCGGUUGAUGGUGAUGGCGGGGAGAGGAAGAUCAGUAACAUGAGGAAAGGUGAAAGCUUUUCGGUCUCAAAGAUCUGGCUUUGGUCCAAAAAGGGCAAAUCUCCAUCGAAUAACCGAACGGGCAUACCUUAUUCUCCCAACAUCAUGGACAUGCCAUGGAUGCGAGAAUGUAAUAUAAAUCAGAGCUAGUUUCUUUCUUCUGCACGUUUCUGAUUAUUCUCGGCUUCUUACGUUCAAACAUGGGAAUUAACAUUCAUGAACAAGAGAAGCUGACAAAGUCUUGUUGUUCACGGUUAUAGCUCUGUUCAUGUUCAUGAACAGUUAAACUGUACAUCUCAGGUCCAUUAGACUUGUGUAACAAAUGGUCUUAAGCUAUAUGUCCUUUCAUAAAAUAUUAUCUAAAUUAGUUCC
Molecule: messenger RNA, 1987 nt
Organism: Tarenaya hassleriana
Lineage: Eukaryota; Viridiplantae; Streptophyta; Magnoliopsida; Brassicales; Cleomaceae
Product: RING-H2 finger protein ATL46-like
Exons: 1
Coding region: 680-1765 (361 amino acids)
Source: RefSeq, a predicted model, not a curated record